UUAUCAGAUAUAGCUUUAGUGCGUACAUUUAAAUAGGGUAACAAACAAGUGUAAAACAAAAUGCAGUGAUUGUAACAGUAUUUGUUGAAAAUAUUUCGACGCUCGCGAAGUGAAUGAUCUAUUCCCGAUAUUUACAUUCUGUUCAGUUUAACCUUUUUGUAUGUGCGACAAGUAAAACUAACGGGGAUUAACUAUUUAACUAAUGGAACAAUCUGACUGGAGAUUAAAGGCUGGUCGUUAGGGACAACCCUCAACAAUGAGAUUAGAUUAACAGAUUAAUUAUGUACCCGUUCGUGAAAUCUAUAUACGGUUUUAAGGAAUAGUAACAUUAUUUUAUAACGGGACAUACACAAAAGGAUUAGAGGGAAUUUGAAUUACUCUUUUUUCUCUUGGACAAAUUUUGAUCUAAACUUUAAACAUGGAAUCCACGGAGGAAAGGAAACGGCGUAUUUAUGGUCCGAUUCGGAACCUCCAGGUGGAGGAGAUCCGGACUCGCCUGUCCAAGAGUUGUGUUUUGAAGCCGGGGGAAUAUAAUUACACCGACGAUAAACUGAAGGCAGUCAAUUAUGGUACUAGUUACGACACCGACUUCUCCGGCGCCAUUCCAGACCCAAGUAACAAACAAGAACAGAAAGGUCAGUUGACACACCAUUUUGAGCUGGGUAAUGACAGUGGUGCUAAUGUAGACGUAAAAACCUACCAAGACAGUACAACAAAGACCGACUUCCAGGAAAAGCCAUGGUGCAAG
Mizuhopecten yessoensis (Yesso scallop) is the source of this 748-nucleotide messenger RNA. RefSeq lists its product as uncharacterized. The transcript has 3 exons. Lineage: Eukaryota; Metazoa; Mollusca; Bivalvia; Pectinida; Pectinidae. The annotation marks the transcript as partial. The record is from RefSeq and is a predicted model, not a curated record.